Messenger RNA from Condylura cristata (star-nosed mole), 2585 nucleotides. RefSeq names its product family with sequence similarity 46, member A (gene TENT5A). Lineage: Eukaryota; Metazoa; Chordata; Mammalia; Eulipotyphla; Talpidae. The record is from RefSeq and is a predicted model, not a curated record. Gene Ontology annotation, molecular function: RNA binding; poly(A) RNA polymerase activity. The coding region runs from base 324 to 1625 and encodes 433 amino acids. The transcript has 3 exons. Gene Ontology annotation, biological process: mRNA stabilization.
UAUAAAAAAAGUACUGAAGACAAACCCCCGCACAACUGCGAAAGCUCCAGAGACCGGAGCGUGUGCGGCGGCGGCGGCAACGGGAGCCGCCACCUCCGGGACCACCGCAGCGACAGGGGCUGCGGCGCGGGCGGGGCCGAGGGGCGGGAGUGGCCUGAGCGGGCGGCCGGGUCUGGGAAGGAGUAAAUCGCAGACAGUUGCCGGGAGCGCACUCGCAGCUCCCGAAAGUAUUGCCGCCUCGCGGUUCCUCGCUCGCUGCGCUCCUAGAAGGGGCGGCCGCCUCCAGGACUGACCAGGGCCAAGUGGCAUUCGGCGGGCACUUCAUGGCGGAAGGCGAGGGGUACUUUGCCAUGGCCGAGGAGGAGCUGGCCGUUGGCGCCUACAUCCCCCUGGGCGGCGACCUGAACGGCGGCGACCUCGGCGACAGUGGCGGCGACCUCGGCGGGCUCUGCUUGGACUAUUGCGACAGCCCCACGGCGCACUGCAACGUGCUCAACUGGGAGCAAGUGCAGCGGCUGGAUGGCAUCCUGAGCGAGACCAUCCCGAUCCACGGGCGCGGGAACUUCCCCACGCUCGAGCUGCAGCCCAGCCUGAUCGUGAAGGUGGUGCGGCGGCGCCUGGCCGACAAGCGCAUCGGCGUCCGCGACGUGCGCCUCAACGGCUCGGCCGCCAGCCACGUCCUGCACCAGGACAGCGGCCUGGGCUACAAGGACCUGGACCUCAUCUUCUGCGCGGACCUGCGCGGGGAAGAGGAGUUUCAGACUGUGAAGGACGUCGUGCUCGACUGCCUGUUGGACUUCUUACCCGAAGGGGUGAACAAGGAGAAGAUCACGCCGCUCACGCUCAAGGAAGCUUAUGUGCAGAAAAUGGUUAAAGUGUGCAAUGACUCCGACCGAUGGAGUCUAAUAUCUCUGUCAAACAACAGUGGCAAAAAUGUGGAACUGAAAUUUGUGGAUUCCCUCCGGAGGCAAUUUGAAUUUAGUGUAGAUUCUUUUCAAAUCAAAUUAGACUCUCUUCUUCUAUUUUACGAAUGUUCAGAGAAUCCAAUGACUGAGACAUUUCACCCCACGAUAAUUGGUGAGAGCGUCUAUGGCGAUUUCCAUGAAGCCUUUGAUCACCUUUGUAACAAGAUCAUUGCCACCAGGAACCCAGAGGAAAUCAGAGGGGGAGGCCUUCUUAAGUACUGCAACCUCUUAGUGAGGGGCUUUAGGCCUGCCUCUGAUGAGAUUAAGACCCUUCAGAGGUACAUGUGUUCCAGAUUUUUCAUCGACUUCUCAGACAUUGGAGAGCAGCAGAGAAAACUGGAAUCCUAUUUGCAGAACCACUUCGUGGGAUUGGAAGACCGCAAGUAUGACUAUCUCAUGACCCUUCAUGGAGUGGUGAAUGAGAGUACAGUGUGCCUGAUGGGACAUGAAAGAAGACAGACUUUAAACCUUAUCACAAUGCUGGCUAUCCGCGUGCUUGCUGACCAAAAUGUCAUCCCUAAUGUGGCUAAUGUCACUUGCUAUUACCAGCCGGCCCCUUAUGUAGCAGAUGCCAACUUUAGCAAUUACUAUAUUGCACAGGUCCAGCCAGUAUUCACAUGCCAGCAACAGACAUAUUCUACUUGGCUACCCUGCAAUUAAGAAUCACUUUAAAUGACCUGUGGGGAGGCCAUUUCAGACAAGAUAGGUAAUUUUAAAAAGAAGAAGAAAUGGCUGAGUUGAUCCAGCCUUGAUUAGGGAUGUGUUUUGUGCAAUGGUAACCUGCUCCUGGUUUUAAGCUUGGCAAAGCUUGUGGACCUUUGCAUAGGUAUGGGAGCAUGACCUCAAAAUGAUCCCACCUCCAAAACCCUCCCAUCUACAAUGAUUCUCCUAUCUGAUUGGCUUCUGUCUUGAAACAAAAGAGACCUGGUUUUAGAAGUAACCAGGUUCUCCAAAAAUAUGGAGGGAAAAUUGCUUGAUGACAAUAUGGGCUUGCAGUACCUGCUCCCAUAGCUUUGCCGUAAGAAAAAAAAAGAAAGUUGAGAGUUUCUUAUAAUCUGGAAUUCACGAAAGGGAAAAUACAGGGAAAAAAGAUCUCUUAUUAAUUUGGGAGUACAUGGUGACAAUACUGGAAGAAGGGAAACUCCAACAUUGCGGUCUAAGACUUGUAGCAAGUGCUUUCCGUGAAACUAUCCUAGUGUGUUAACAGAAAUGUCGUGCUCUGAAAGAACAGUAGUAAGUUGGUGCAGUUCUCAUAACAAAUAGCAGAACUUAUGAUGACACAGUCCAGUAUUUCCAGCUGCGUGCAUAGCUCACAUUUUUAAAAUGUGAAAAUGCAAACAAAAACAGCUGUAGCAAAGAAAGUAUGCUCAAGGACCAAAGAUUUAGCAGAUAAAAAUACCCAAGUAGAAGAGAUAGAGUAGAAUAUAUAAAGAGUUACUAUAUUUGUUACACACCAAUAUACAUCAAAAGUGCCUGUUGCCUUCUGAAAAUUUCAAGUGGAAAAUUUUAGGAUUUAGUGAUUUUAUUUUAUCAGGGACUCAAAAAGAAAAUAUAACAACACAUAAGCUUGUGAAUGGUGGAGGAAAUGCCCUAUUUUUUCUCAACAAACACCUGUAUAAA